GCUUCGAAAGAGAGGGAGUACGUUUCAAUUACUUUACACAGUGGUUUGGUCAGCCAUGGCCACACAUUAAGCCCAAGUAACAACGACUGUGACUUUUAUUGAGAUUGAGACCACACUCUCUUUCUCUCUCAUGGUUUGCUUCUGCAUUUUUGUUCGACCUAGUUCUGUGGAGAAUAAUGGCGCUUCCGAGCUUAGGGUCCCUUACGACCUCCUCAGACGAUUCCAGCAAGAAGAUAAGAAAGCCGUACACCAUCACAAAGUCCAGAGAGAGCUGGACUGAACAGGAGCAUGACAAGUUCCUCGAGGCUCUGCAACUAUUUGAUCGGGACUGGAAGAAAAUUGAAGCAUUUGUCGGCUCAAAGACAGUGAUCCAGAUUCGGAGUCAUGCACAGAAGUACUUUUUGAAGGUUCAGAAAAAUGGGACUAGCGAACAUGUGCCACCUCCUCGGCCCAAGCGCAAAGCUGCUCAUCCAUAUCCGCAGAAAGCCUCUAAAAAUGUAUCAGUGCCACCACAAGCACAUGUCAUCUUUCCACCUAGUACCUCUUGUAGGCUCGAAUCUGGAUAUUCCCACAGAACAGAUUCAUCUUCACUGCUUAGGAACUCUACCACUACUGGUGCAGUGUCUUCUUGGGCCCAUCCAACUGUUUCACCUCUCAGUGUACCAAAUGCGCCCAAAGAUGAUGUUGGACCUGCUGGUACUGUAGCAGUGAACAAUUGCAGUUGUAGUAGCACCGAGAGCUCUCCAAGGCCUUGGGCAGCUUCUGAAACAGCAGAUCAAGGGAAUCAUGGCACACAACUUCCAGUUAUGCCAGACUUUUCUCAAGUAUAUAGCUUCAUUGGAAGUGUUUUUGAUCCAAACACAACAGGCCACUUGCAAAAACUUAAGGCGAUGGAUCCCAUUGAUGUUGAAACGGUGCUUCAAUUGAUGAGAAACCUCUCUGUCAAUUUGUCUAGCCCAGAGUUUGAGGAUCAUAGAAAGUUGCUUUCCUCAUAUGAUGUGGAUACCGAAGAAGCUGGACCUGUUUCUGCUAAACAUUCUGACAAAACUGGAGAUGGCACUAUUAAGGAUGGCUGCAAGUGACCAUUACCUUGAAGUUGGUAUUGAUGUAUAUAUUUUCUAUGAAGUUCCCAAGGUUUUUUAUUUACUUUCCCUGCAGCCAUGACAACCAGCAGCGUUUCUGUAUCCACUGCUUUUUUCUUGAAGAAAGGCUGAAUAGAUUGUCUUGCCCCUUGUGAUCGCCUCUCACUUAUGGUCACAAAAGUCCGUGCUGGGCUCAUUGACUGCAUUUUUUUUUUCUCGAGUGUAUUAUAGUUGUAGGAUUUAUGUAAAUGUGUAUUAGCAGCUUUGUAUAGUGAGUUUGUAGCGUGUUAGUCCGAGGAAAUACUCUUUUUAAUUGUGUAUAAUAUUGUCCUAGUAUGCUUGCUCAACAUAAUUGCGAUGUUUCAUCUCAGGUUGUUCAAUUUUGCAUAA
Amborella trichopoda is the source of this 1472-nucleotide messenger RNA. RefSeq names its product protein REVEILLE 6. NCBI's taxonomy places the organism in Eukaryota, Viridiplantae, Streptophyta, Magnoliopsida, Amborellales, Amborellaceae. The record is from RefSeq and is a predicted model, not a curated record. Gene Ontology annotation, molecular function: DNA binding.